This is a messenger RNA of Oncorhynchus kisutch (coho salmon), 4264 nucleotides long. Its product is annotated as leucine-rich repeat transmembrane neuronal protein 2. The transcript has 2 exons. NCBI's taxonomy places the organism in Eukaryota, Metazoa, Chordata, Actinopteri, Salmoniformes, Salmonidae. The coding region runs from base 911 to 2575 and encodes 554 amino acids. The record is from RefSeq and is a predicted model, not a curated record. Gene Ontology annotation, molecular function: protein binding.
UCAGAGGAAACGAGGGAAGACAAGAAGGGGGAAAAAGCCGUGGAGAGGGAGGAGGAAUGAGGCUCGAACACUGUGCGCAAGUGUGCAAGGCAGAAAAGCGAGUGAGCGAGCAAGCGAGAGAGAGAGAGAGAAACAGCACUGAUGAUCGACGCCAGGCUGCCACCACUCUGUAGCGGUGAGUGGCUGCCAACGACGAAAGCUUCAGAAUAACAUCCCUGGCUUUCCUGCUCGUCGUUUCUCUCUGCCACUGCCUGCCUGCGUCGUUAGCUGGCUGCUCGGGACGCCCAGAGCCUAUAGGAGAAGAGCAACACUCUGAUCGCUGCAGUGGGCUGUGUUGCCACCACACCACGGACCGACUAACCCAACGGCUCCCUGCCUGCCAUCAACAAGUUAGGGACUGGACGGUGAAGGGAAUGACCCACCCCCAACCAAGAGGGGCACCAUUUGAUCCUCAAUUAACCAAUUGAGCUGACAUCAUUGCAGUGGAAGACGAAGGAACCAACAAAAAGCAGGGGAGGGGGGGUGGGGGGGGGGGGGUUGAACAGCAGCGAGUGCCAGGGCGCUUUGGAUACAAAUCAGCAACCUUAAAAAAUAUAUAUAAACUAUUGAUAAAAUAAAAUGCACCCUUCUUUUUUUGUUGGAUAAAUGUGGGAUUAAACGACACAAGGAAAGAAUAAACGAAUAGAAACCGACAACAUCGACAUGGGAUUUGUGAUUUUGUUUCAAUCGGGAGGGCUUAAGAGCAACGCCGCCACUUCACCACUUCAGGAAGAGAAGAGCCCGGGUCCUUUUGUGAUUUCUACUCAAAAGGGCUUUUCUAUCCUCCCUUUGGAGUCGUGUUGCGUCUGGCUGCUUUGGGAGUCCGCUGUGGAAAGGACAGUUGAAUGCAGCCUCCGCCGUGCACAAAAGAAUGGGUUUCCAUUCAAGGUGGCCAUUGGUGGGACCUGCACCAACGGCAUUGUGCCUGUGUGUGUUCAGCAUGCUGCUGUGCCUGCCGUCUCCUGCGUCAUGCACAACCUGCCCCCAGAAAUGCCGCUGCGAAGACCAGCAGUUCUACUGCGACACCCAAGGACUGGAGGCGCCCCCGGACGGCGUUGACAGGGGGGCCCUGGGGUUAUCACUCCGCCACAACAGCGUCGCUGAACUGAGCCCGGACCAAUUCUAUGGCUUCUCCCAGCUCACCUGGCUCCACCUGGACCACAACCAGAUCACCACGGUGCAGGAGGACGCCUUCCAGGGGCUCUACAAACUCAAAGACCUCAACCUGAGCUCCAACCGGAUCACAACGCUGCCAAACACAACCUUCAUCCACCUCAUCAACCUACAGAUCCUGGAUCUGUCCUUCAACCUGAUGACUGCGCUGGAGCCUGAGCUGUUCCAUGGCCUCCGCAAGCUGCAGAUCCUCCACCUGCGCUCCAACUCGCUGCGCACCACCCCCGUCCGGGCCUUCUGGGACUGCCGCAGCCUGGAGUACCUGGGUCUGUCAAACAACCGGCUGCGAAGCCUGGCCCGGAACGGCUUCGCUGGCCUCAUUAAACUCCGAGAACUCCACUUGGAACACAACCAGCUGACUAAGAUCAACCUGGCUCAUUUCCCGCGCCUGGUGGCUCUGCAGUUUCUUUAUCUACAGUGGAACAAGAUCUUCAACCUGACCUGCAACAUGGAGUGGACCUGGACCACGCUGGAGAAGAUGGACCUAACGGGGAACGAGAUCCGGGUGCUGACCCCGGACGUGUUCGAGACGCUGCCCAACCUGAAGAUCCUCCUAUUGGAUAACAACAAGCUAGGCAGCCUGGACCCUCUGGUCUUGGAUAUGUGGCGGUCUCUAGGUACCGUGGGGCUGUCCAGCAACCUUUGGGAAUGUACCAAAGGGAUCUGCUCCCUGGCCACUUGGCUUAGCACCUUCAAGGGGAGGUGGGAACACUCCAUCCUGUGUCACACCCCCGAGUACGCCCAGGGCGAGGAGAUACUGGAUGCCGUUUAUGGAUUCCAACUUUGUCUGAAUUUUACGGCGCCGCCACCUGUCGUCUUGACCACAACCACUUUGUCAACGAUCACGGACUCGUCGACAGGCACGACGGCGGAGGUCACCAGCUCUCUGUUCGGAGUAAUGAAGCAGACACCCACACAGGGCUACUACGGGGAUUUGGGGCGCUUUACGACCGUAACGACAACGACCGCCGCGCCGCGCACCGCCCUGGCAACCACGGUGGAGGGCGGGGGUGGAGCGGUAGUGGGAGUCCCCGAGGACUUCUCGGAGACGGACAACACGGUCCUAACCCAGAGGGUGAUCAUCGGAACGAUGGUUCUUCUGUUUACCUUCUUCCUCAUCAUUUUCGUUGUGUUCAUCUCACGGAAGUGCUGCCCUCCUACCAUGCGCAGGAUACGCCAGUGCUCGGCCAUGCAGAACCGCCGCCAGAUGAGGACCCAGCAGCGGCAGCAACUGGCGGACCUGGCCACGCAGGUACCCUAUAACGAGUACGAGCCCAGCCACGAGGAGGGAGCGCUGGUUAUCAUCAACGGCUACGGGCAGUGCAAGUGUCAACAGCUGCCUUACAAAGAGUGUGAAGUAUAAACUAUGUAUUUUCCCUGCAGCAGCAGCAGCAUAUGGGCUGUUGACCAUUUCAAACAAUACAGAGUUUGUUUCUUGCUCCCCCCCCCCCCAGUUUAUACAACAACAAAAUACUUUCUACUCGUUAGCUCUGAGAAAUCAAUGCGAUUAGUAUAUUAAGUGGGAGAGUUGAUGCCUGGUGGGUGGGUGGAAUGGACAGCGAAGAGACUGAUGAUGAGGAUGUAGUAGGAAUAGUCACCAUUUAUUUUUAUAUGAAUGCAAGAUUGUUCAUAUCAGAUGGCUGUGGGCAAAUCAGUCUCCACAGGAAGAAGAGAAGAAGAAAAACCCCGGUAGACAGAUGUGUCACCACAUUACUAUCAGUCACUAUGUUCCACAGCACCAGAGAGAAGAAGAUGACAUCUUUAGCCAAGGUGUCUGGAGACUAAUCCCUCUUUACUACGAGACGGUAAGGCUACAGGUACAUGGUCCAUAUCAUUUCCAAGGGGGACAUUCGAUUAUGAUGAAAUGUUUGUGUUUUUUUUAAAGAUGCGCAGUAGCCACAGUCUGUCACCAUCACAAACACUUGUUGGUACAGUAGCGAGUAUAUAAAAGGGGUUAUUCAAUUAAAUGAUUUUUUUUUGUUGUCACAUUUGUUCUUUUUUUUUUUUGUAAAUUUACUAUGAAUAUUGAAUAAAUGUUUAUUUAUGUCACAAUCUGAAUUAAAUCUCCAAUGGAAAAUUGAAUCUAAAACAUUACUUUGUUGCAAUUGAUGUUCCAUAAAUGUUCCUCCCUCUGGAUCCAAACAGGACCUUUCCAUUCUGGUCCUUGAACACUCAUUAGCCUUUUUGUCUUAAUUUGAUUCGAUGAAGUCCAUUGCCAAGCCAUCUAAAAGCUUAGCCCUGUACGUGUGGGAAUGUCCCAGCAUGCCCCAGUACCUGCUUAGCCCUGUACGUGUGGGAAUGUCCCAGCAUGCCCCAGUACCUGCUUAGCCCUGUACGUGUGGGAAUGUCCCAGCAUGCCCCAGUACCUGCUUAGCCAAAUCGUCUACAGUAUCUAUGACAUGUGGAGAUGUAUCAGACCAUGUAAACACUUCCCCGUCAUCAGCCACACUAUAGUAUUAAAGAGAUUAGUGUAACGAUGUGUGGACAGAUACCAGCAUGCUCGCUGACAGAAACUGGUAGCCACAGCGUAACCUUUUUCUACUGCAAUAGUUCACCAGGAGCCAGACACACUCGGUAGAAGUGUUUUUUGGAGAGGUAGUAUCAGAUAUCUAAGCUAGUACAGAGAGAGAUUAAUGACGAACAAUGAAAAACCCAUUCUGCUCUGCAGUCUCUCUCCCUCUCAUGCCGAAAAUACAUUUGUCCCAGGAGGAGUCCCAGUCGUAUUAGAGCUCCCAGCUAGCCAAGCCUCCAUGGAACAGCACAGACCCUAAUCAGCUCUGACAGCGUCAACAUUGAACCAAUUAAGAACAGGCAAAAAAAUAAUGUAAUAUUCUGUCUCCCACACCAGUGAUCCAAGCAAAGAUUUAGCUUGCUACUGCUGCUGCCAGUCAGUCGGCCACGCAAAAAAAACAGUCGGUACAAACAUACAUCAUCCUUCACUCAACACGGCCAACUAGGGCAUUUAUCUACAUACCACCAAUCCUGCUCUUGUGAGAGACUGUCAGGCUGACAUUUCCCUUCCUUGGAAAGAGGGGGGGGACAGGCAGAAAGG